GUCAGUGUUGCCUAAUUUAAAUAUUCCUGCUGUUGAUAUUUGUUGCUGCAUCGAACGUCUGACAUAUGGCAUCUUCUGCGGAUGUCAAUAUGUGCGAUAAUCAUGAAAUUAUCACAGCUGUUAGCGGGUGGGCCAACUAUCAUGGCAAGCAAUGUACAACAACAACAAUUACAACAAUGUAUUAAAAAGCAACAACAUCAGCACAACUACCACCACCAAUACCAACCACAUCGACUUCAACACCUCCAAAAUCAACAACAGCAUCAAAUUCAACAACAACAGCCACAGUUACAGCAUAAGCAGCAGCAUAAUGGCGUUCUGUUAUUGAUACAAGGCUGGUUCUCAACACAUUCAAGCUCAUAUAAAUUGUUGCAUUUUGGUGUAGUUGCCACAUUGUUGCAGUUGCUGUUGGUGUUGCUGACACUCGGACAUGCAGUACACGCUGAAGGAAACGUUGGUUGCCACUUUGUCAGGACGUUAUGCCUUGAAGGAAGCGAAGUCUGCUUCGAUGACAACAUCUUUGGCAAAUGCAUACCAACUACUGGCGUCGACUUGGAAGACAUUGAGAAAACGCCGCUUACGGAGGAACACUCACGGGCGCUUGCAACCAUGCUUGAAGAGUUACAGGGCGCUGGGUUAGGUUGGGAUCAUCCAUACGUACAAUGUCGCAUACAAGGCACUCUAUUUUCCUUACAAAAGCAAACUCAAUUACCACCAAACCUAUGCGCUAAUCUGGCACCAACUCCUACAGAUAUCGAUCCCGCUGGCUCAUUGGCUUUUGUACGGUUUACACCACCAGAUGAAGAUUAUGCCGAUGCUUUGUACUAUCCGCCAUUAAAGAAGCAAAUUAAUAAUAAUGGUAUCAACACUAUCUUUCAUCAAUUACAACUUCAAGAUCGACAGUCACGUCAUGAUCCAUCUGAGUUGGCUCACUUUGGUAAACUCGAUUCAUACGGAUCACAAAUAGAUGCUGAACAUGUUAUGGAAGCAUUCUUGGAUAAUGAACGUGCUCGCAUACAACGUGAACAAAUACAACGUGAAGCUGAAAUGGAAGCGGAACGUAAACUAGCAAUGCGAAAUCGUUUAGAACUUUACCAAAUGCUUGCCGCAUCUGAACCAGAUCCAGAACCCUAUCAACGUAACGCACAACCGACAUUGGAUAAGCUCGAACAAGUUGUAGAACAUGACCCAUCUCCACCUGUUUAUAUACCGGACGAUUUAAAUGAUUCAAAUGAACUAUAUUUUCCGGAUAAUUAUGAAACUUAUAAACGUACUGGAGGUAAUGGUCGUAAACAAUUACCAGAAACAAUUGCUGCGCCACGUUCAUUCUUUCGUGAACUGGCAUCUGAACAGGGUUUAGUACAAGAGCCAGCAAAUCGUGAAUACUACAGCCAUGCGCAGGUAGAUGAGCCAUUGGAUGCCGUUUUGAUGCCAACUUACAAGCGUAUGCCGACAUUCGAAGAUAGUGCCGAAAAUGACUUUGAACAACAAGCUUUGGAGGAAAGUCUCAUACGAAAUUCUCUAACACCAUUUGAAGAAGAAGCUAUGCUUGCUUCGAACUCUUUUCCUUAUAAACAUAAAACACCCAAACUUGGUCGUGUCUUCACUGAAGGCGGAUUGCUUUAUAUGCCUCAACGACAACAAUUUUUGGAAGACACUGACUCUGAGGAAGAAGAUAAUGAGAUCAAAAAGGAAAAGGCUAGAGAAUUACUGGCAAACAUGUUGGGCUUUACGCGACGUGAACGUUUGGAUGUGAAAAAACCUGGCCCACUUAGUGGUCCUCCAUCUUCAGAAGAUAAUAGAGACGAUAAGGGAAAAUUAAAUAAAACAACCACUAAUAAGCUUGAGUCUAAAGAAGUGCUACCUGUUCAUAUUAAAGAAAGUGAGCAAGUCAACAAAAAGAAGAAGGUUAUGCUCAAAGAUCAUUCAGAUGAAGACCAUGCUCCACAUACUGUAGAUACAGAAUAUGCACAUGUCGUUGUGAAUAAUCCUAUUGACAGUUGGAGUGAUGGUGUACGUAUAAUGAAUGAAUUGGCUAAUAUUCUCCACAUGCAAGGGUACUUUGCUUAUUUAACCGUUCAACCUCGACAAGUCUCCUUCCGGGUGGACUCAAACAAUCCCGAUCAUAAAACCGCCAGUGACAUAGCACGCAUCAUCAAUGACAAUCGUGGUGUUAAAAAUAACAUACUGAGACGUAUUGGUGUUGCCGUCAAGAGUGCUGGUGUAGGCGAUAAGACAAGAAGUAUCGAAGAUGGCGGAGUAUCGUCGUCUCGCAUUGAACUCGCCGAACAAGGUCCAGAUGUAACGCACAUAAUGGUGUAUAUGUUAGCUGGUGCCGGUGCUGCUGCAGUAAUCGUUAUCUUCGUUACGCUAAUAUUGAUUAAACGACAUGACAAAAAGCGCGACAAGCUAGGUGGUCUACAGUCAGGCAUUGCGGGCGCUGAAAGUUGUAGCAAAGAUUAUCAGGAUCUCUGCCGUGCUCGAAUGGCUGGUAAGGGCAAUGCAGCGGAACCUGUGGCGGGUGGUCGAAUAACGUCGCUGAGUAAAGAAAACGAUAGACCACCAUCAUCGCGUUCGAGUACGUCAUCAUGGAGUGAAGAACCGGCAUUGACGAAUAUGGAUAUAUCAACGGGACAUAUGGUGUUGUCUUACAUGGAAGACCAUUUACGCAACAAGGGCCGUCUGCAACGUGAAUGGGAAGCAUUGUGCCGUUAUGAAGCUGAACCCAGUGCACGAGAUGCUGGUCAGCAAUCAGAAUGUGCAAAUUUAAAUCGUCCAGGUGCACCGCUUCCCUAUGACCAUUCUCGUGUUGUGCUUAAUCACUUAGCAAAUGCAGAAGGACUCGAUUACAUUAAUGCAUCAACAAUUACCGACCACGAUCCACGUGCACCAGCUUAUGUUGCUGCACAAGGACCUUUACCAACUACACUGGCACAUUUCUGGCAAAUGAUCUGGGAACAAGGCGCUGUGGUGAUCGUUGCUUUGUGUCGCUUACAGGAAAAUGGUGAAAUCGCUUGCGCACGUUAUUGGCCGGAAGAAGGAGCUGAGGUUUAUCACAUUUAUGAGGUUCAUCUAGUAAGCGAACAUAUCUGGUGUGAUGAUUACCUCGUACGUUCUUUCUAUCUCAAGAACUUGCGGACAAGCGAAACACGCACUGUAACGCAAUUUCAUUUUCUGUCAUGGCCACAAAGUGGAGUGCCGCCUCAAGCGAAGGCACUUUUGGACUUCAGAAGGAAAGUGAACAAGUCAUAUCGUGGCCGCUCAUGUCCCAUUGUAGUGCAUAGCAGUACUGGAGCAGGCCGUACUGGUGCCUACAUAUUACUCGAUCUUGUGUUGGGACGGAUGAAUAAGGGCGCUCGCGAAAUCGAUAUUGCCGCAACGCUGGAACAUUUACGUGAUCAGCGCGCUGGACUGGUGGCUACGCGACAACAGUUCGAGUUUGUACUUAUGGCUGUCGCUGAGGAAGUACACGCCAUCCUAAAAGCAUUGCCAGCAAAUCAAUCCAAUGAGAAGCGUGAAGUUGAGACAAAAGAUGCAAUUGGAGCAACUGGUGUACUUAAAGAAGCAGAAGAAGCAGACAGCGAUAAUGAAGACAAAAACGUCACAAAGGAAAGUGAUGUAAAAACAGCCCCAACUAGCGCAGCGGUAAAGGAAAAGGGAAAAGCAAAAGACACAGAAAAUGAAACUAAAACAACACAUGGCAAAAUUGCAACAACAACAGCAGUUGAUGCCACAAACGUCAAGAAAUGAAUAGAUAAAUUAUUAUCAUAAACUAAUCUUUUUAGUAAAUUUGUAGUAGUAAGUUUGAAUUGAUGGUGGUUAUUAAAUUUUUAUUUUUAAUUUUUUAUUUAUUAUUUAAUUAUUAAUUUUUUUAAUUCUGAGUUCAAAUGCACAUUUAAGUAUGAUUUCUUAUAAUUUAAAACGUAUUUUGUUAUUGGCACUGUAACGUUGAUAGGUACGAAAAAGGCUUAACAUGGUUGGCUAGAGAAGGAUUUCAUUUCUUUUUUUUUUGUAACAAUAUAAUAUUAUUUUAAAUUUUACUUUUUUUUUGAAUUUAUCGCACUCACAAUUAAAUGACUAAAGUAAUUAAGAAUUAAAAUUAAAUUAUAAGAUAUA
Messenger RNA from Teleopsis dalmanni, 4116 nucleotides. It is a transcript of the gene IA-2, whose product is annotated as receptor-type tyrosine-protein phosphatase N2. The transcript has 11 exons. Gene Ontology annotation, biological process: protein dephosphorylation. Bases 82 to 3750 code for a protein of 1222 amino acids. NCBI's taxonomy places the organism in Eukaryota, Metazoa, Arthropoda, Insecta, Diptera, Diopsidae. Gene Ontology annotation, cellular component: secretory granule. Gene Ontology annotation, molecular function: protein tyrosine phosphatase activity. The record is from RefSeq and is a predicted model, not a curated record.